This is a messenger RNA of Ruditapes philippinarum (Manila clam), 3626 nucleotides long. Its product is annotated as sex peptide receptor-like. The record is from RefSeq and is a predicted model, not a curated record. The transcript has 2 exons. Gene Ontology annotation, molecular function: G protein-coupled peptide receptor activity. Bases 402 to 1805 code for a protein of 467 amino acids. Gene Ontology annotation, cellular component: membrane. Gene Ontology annotation, biological process: G protein-coupled receptor signaling pathway. NCBI's taxonomy places the organism in Eukaryota, Metazoa, Mollusca, Bivalvia, Venerida, Veneridae.
GAUUUAACACAAGAUUUAAUUAGUCAAAACCACUUUUCCUUGUUUUUGUGGGAAGACUUAAGUGAUUUCAAGAAAAAAAGUAUUGUCUUUUUUAUCAUCCUACAUCUCAUUGUGGUAUCUCCUUACAGCAACGAGGUAGUAUCAUCAUUUGUUUGUUUAUAUUGAAGUUAUAAAGAAUACAACGGGAAAAAGAAUAUUUUUACUGAGAUAACGGAUUUCAGUGAACGAUUAAGAUGAAAGAUUCAGUCUAUUAGGCGACAAACAGCUUCAAACAGAUAAUGCGAUAGGAAUCUUCAUCUUUUACAGAUAUCUUUAGUAAACAGUGCACAAUUUUAUUUGCAUAGAAAAAUAUUACUUCGAAGGAUAAUCACAAAACAACCACUCUGGAGCACGUGAAAACUAUGGCAACCUUUGUAUAUUCAACAGAUUUCAACAACGCUACUUUCUCAACUGCUAAAAUGAGCGACGACAACAAUUUAUCUACAACAAGUUCUUUCAAUAACGACAGUGACCUUUACGACAACACUAGCAUUUAUUUGGAUGACUACAAUAAUUCCAAUCAUUACGACUACGGAUAUAAUGAAUACGGAUCUUAUGAAUACGAAGAAUAUGUGUAUGUUGGCUACCCUUUUGAAAGACCUGUUUACUUGUAUAUUUGGAAUAUACUUGUUAUUUUACUAUUUUUGGUGAACGUCGUUGUAAUUUCAGUUUUGAUGCGCAGAAAGAUGCGCACUGCAACAAAUAUGAUUCUCUCCGCCAUUUCAAUAUCAGAUACAAUGACUGGACUUGUUACCUUGCCAACUUACAUCAUGGUGUAUCAUAAUACACAGGAUCCGCUGCAAUAUGAAGAUGAUUCUCACAUUAAUAGCACAAAUAUUACACAACAUUAUGACACCCUGGUCACUCAACCUUCUGUGGAUGUAUAUUUUUUAACAAAGGACUUGUGUCGUGGAUUUAUGUUAUCAAAAUAUUUCUUAUCUAAAAUGUUUCACACUGUGUCAAUUUUUUUGACAUUGUUUCUUGCUGUUCACAGAUACGCUUCGGUUGCCUUUCCACACAAUUCUCAACAUAUUUUUUCCAUCAGAAAUACCGUUAUAUUUUGUGUGAUAAUCUUCUUUGUCUCACCACUCCUUCAUUUGUACCACGUGGCGACAGAUAAAGCGGUUGAUGGCUUAUGUCAAUGGGAGCUUCGCGAGGAUGGUUGCGGAGGAGACUGUAUCUUUCUUUGGAUAUUGUUUAUAGUUCGUCAUUUCAUACCUUGUGUCAGCCUAACAAUAUUCACUGUUCUUUUCAUUAAACAUUUACGAGGUGGUGCACGGAAUUUUCAAAACGCAGAUAAAAACUCUCCACAAACAUUGAAACGAAGGGUAGAAAAUCGACGUAUUUCUACCAUUGUAAUAGGUAUUGUAGUGGUGUUCCUUAUUCCCGAGAUACCAUACGGAGUUUUCCUCCUCUAUCAUGCUAUCGACAAAGCAACAACGAAUGGGGACAAUUCCAACCUGGAAGUCAACAGAGGCAUCCAUAUGGGCUAUGAAUUGCUUCUUGUGCUAUCUUUCAACGCAAACUUUUAUAUUUACACAUUUUUGAACAGGAAGUUUCGUAAAUGUUUGAAACGAACAUACUUGUACCCACUUCAGAGAUUUGUUGGAGACCAGAAGGGACUUUCUAUUUCAAAAUCGUCUUCAAUAUCUACAAGGGCCACAAGAAAGACGGACUGUGGAUCCUCCCAAGGAGCAAUGGAAAUGAAGUCGAUGCAGACCAGUAGUUCGGAUAAGUCUGUCACAAUGCAAACAAAGUUGCAAUAGUAACAUUCUUGACGGCAGUAAAUACAUUCAUAAAAAUGGACUUCGGCUAUCUUGUGUUUACGCGAACACUUGCGAUCGAGCAAAUAAAAUUAAUAAAUGAAUAAAAAUAAAUCAGCGAGGGAGUUAGUGAAUGAUUGUGUGGGGAGUAUGAAUGUUGAAUUUGCAGAGUUUUGUACAACUAUCCAUGUCCUCUCUAGUUUUUAACAUUUGAUAGUAGGAUAUAAGACUGUUUAAAAUAGUUAAGUGUUAAACAAUGCUAUGCUUUUAAUAAAAUUGCCUUAUAAAAUUCAGGUUGGUGUGUACAUCUUGACACACUUGGAUUUGUAAGCUUUUUCUUGUGUACAUUUGUGAUUGUAUAUCCAUCGUUUGAAUCAGUUCUAUUAUUUUCAGUUGCGUUUUUAAAAACAAAAUUGUUUAGUCUAGCCUUGCUAAAAAGAUAUGUACACAAAUAAUACACAAAUAAAAGAAUACAUAAAUAAAAGGAAAUUCUAAAUCAUUAUAAUAGUUUAUAUUUUAAACUAUCAACACUUCUUUCUCCAAAUUUUGCAAGAUCUAGAGAUUUGGUCACUUACAGGACAUUUUAGACAACAUGUUUAUAAUAAGUCCUCAAUAUAUAUUUUCAAUAUAUUUGAUGCCGUAAAACUUUCAAAUUUAUACAGAUGAAUACAGAACUAGAAUUCGUAAGCAACAACGGCUUUUAUAGUUUUAAAGUUAACAAUCAACUUUAUAUUAUAUUUGAUACUUAAUAACUUUGUUUAGAAUAUUUAGUAAAACAUGAAGUAAAAACUAACAAAUACAGGGUGGAAGUAGAGGUUUCCUAGCAUAAAAUGUUUCGUAUUUUGACAUUUUCUAUAAUGACCCUUUUGAUAACAGGUUAUUUAAGAUGCUGCCCCUUUGUCAGACAAAAUUGAAAACGUUGCAGGAUCGGUUUGAUUGAGCGAGUUCAUGGACGGUACUGGAAAGUGCAAACUACAUUUCAUGCCACUACAAUAAUGAUCUUCAUGUACAAAAAUAUAAUAAAUAAAAUAAGAUGAAACAAUUGUAAUUUGGCAUAAUCGUAAUUCUAAAAGGCGUUUAAAAUAUGUGCCAUUCAUUGUCAUAACCAGGUGAUAAUUCUGUGGUAUGUUAAAAGCUUAUUGGAUUUUCCUUUUAAAAUCCUUUUAUUUAUAAAAUCAUUCUGUUGAACAACGACUUUUUGUUAUAAUCAUAUUAGCAGGAGGAGUCGAAUCUUGAUACAAAAUAUCAAACACUGUUUUGCCUGCAGAUGAACCAAAAAGUAUACUGUACUUAAAACUAAGAGAGUUGAUUAGGAAAAGUCCAAGAAUGUCAUUUUCUUCUGUGUACUGCCUUAUAUUGUAUAUAGUACGGAUGUGUCUACUGUGUACCUGUUUGAUAUUCACUUAUCAAUUAACUAGAGUAAGUUUUAUCAUGUUUGCAAUGCAUCCUGUAGCAAUUGUGUAUACAGUGUUUAAAAAAGUCAUAGGUCUCCAAUUUCUAUACGGAUUGUUAAGGUUUAAUUUUAAAAGCCGUCAUUAUUUUAAGUAUUUUAGUUUUAUAAUAUCAGAAAUUAAAUGUUAAUAAAAAGUGGAAUUUAUACAAGACACUCAUUAUACUGUGAAUUCAUAACGUUUGAAUUUGUUAACAAAUACAUAAUUUAGAUUGCAUGCAAUUUUAUCUUUAAAUAGUCUUGUGUUUUAUAGGCUAAGAAAACCACAUAGAAAAUAUUUACUGGACUAUCUAUUGCGAAAAUAUUGUUACUUUUUCAGCAAGUUAUAUGUGCUAUGUAAAUGUCUAAAAUAAAAAGUAUUUACAUACGUUCAA